AAUUCAUAUAUCUAUAAAAUUCAUAACGAAAGAUUAAAAGUAAAUAAAUUUGUGCAUAGUUACUUGCUAUUUAUAUCGUUCAAACUUGAAAGAUUCUGUAGUUGCUUUCUCUUUCGGAUCAACCACACCCGCUUUAAAAACAUGCUCAGAAAAACUACCACUUUUUCCCGCCAACUCAGCUUUCAGAAGCAACUGCAAUGGCAGCAGCAACAGCAGCCUCUUAAAGAGCGACUAUUGAUCAUCUUAAAGCAAUGUGUUUCAACCAAAACAGUUCAACAAAUUCACACCCAAAUGCUCAUACACUCUGUAGACAAACUCAAUUUCCUACUUGCCAAGAUUAUUGAUCUAAAAGAUUUCGAUUACUCCUACCAUUUAUUCACAUCAAUGCACGAACCAAAUGACUAUGCUUUCAAUGUCAUGAUUCGUGGCCUAGCAACGUCGUGGAAGAAGUUUGAUCUUACUUUAGAACUCUAUUAUAAGAUGAAGGGUUUAGGCAUAAAGCCCAAUAAUUUCACGUACCCGUUUUUCUUUAUCGCGUGUUCAAAUCUAUUGGCGCUUGAACACGGUAGAUUAGGUCAUUGUAUGGCGUUGAGAAGUGGCUUAAUGGUGGAUUGUCACGUGAGGCAUUCAUUGAUCACCAUGUAUUCCAUGUGCAGUGCGUUGAGUUGUGCACGGAAGGUGUUUGAUGAAAUUCACGAGAGAGAUCUGGUGUCAUGGAACUCAAUGAUCUCUGGGUAUUCACAGAUGGGUUGUCCAACGGGUGCUUUGGACUUGUUUGAGAAGAUGAAAGGUGAAGGAUUUGAGCCUAAUGAAAUGACUUUAGUUAGUGUUCUUGGGGCUUGUGGGGAUUUGGGAAAUUUGAGUUUGGGGAGGCUUAUUGAGGAUUAUGUUGUGGAUAAUAAAAUGAAGGUGAAUUCUUUUAUUGGUUCAUCUUUAAUUGGUAUGUAUGCAAAGUGUGGGGAUUUGGUGUCAUCAAGGAGAGUUUUUGAUAAAAUGACAAAGAAAGAUUUAGUAACAUGGAACUCCAUGAUUACAGGGUAUGCACAAAGUGGAUUAUCACAUGAAGCAAUUUCAAUCUUCAACAUCAUGAAAGAAGAAGGCGUAAAAGCAAAUAAUAUCACAUUAAGUGGAGUUUUAUCUGCAUGUGCAUCACUUGGUGCUCUUGAUGUUGGUAAAUCAAUAGAUGAAUAUGCAUCAAAAAAUGGUCUACAACAAGACAUAUAUGUAGCCACUGCUUUAAUCGACAUGUAUGCUAAAUGUGGGAGUGUAGACCAUGCAUUUCAAGUUUUUGAAAACAUGCCUUUCAAGAACCUUGUCACAUGGAAUGCCAUGAUUUCUGCUUUUGCUUUCAAUGGAAGGGCAAAAGAGGCAAUAUUGUUAUUUAACAGAAUGUCGGUUUUCCCUGAUGAUGUAACAUUUGUGGGAGUUUUAUCUGCGUGUGUUCAUGGUGGAAUGGUGAGAGAAGGGCGUAAAUUCUUUGACUUGAUGACAUCAUCUUAUAAAUUGGUUCCUAAAAUCGAGCAUUAUUCUUGCAUGGUGGAUCUUUUAUCCAGGGCAGGUUUGGUAAAUGAAGCAUGGGAUUUUAUACAAAAAAUGCCUGAAAAACCGGAUGAAAUUACAUUAGGUGCAUUGCUUGGAGCGUGUCAGAAAGUUGGAAAUUUAGAUGUUAGUGAAAAGGUGAUGAAGGUUUUAUUAGAGAUUGAACCUAAAAAUUCUUGGAAUUAUGUGAUUUCAUCACAAAUAUAUGCAAAUUCAAAUAGGUGGGAUGAUUCGGCUAAAAUGAGAUUACUUAUGAGACAAAAGGGUGUCACCAAAGUUCCUGGUUCUAGUUGGAUUGAAGUUCAUGGUCAAAUUCAGGAGUUUCGUGUUGGUGAUGAUUUACAUAUUGAUUCAGAAGAAAUUUAUAAAUUGCUUGAAUUUUUAUAUAUUGAGAUGAAGUUAAAAGGUUAUGUGGUGAAUACCAAUGUUGUGAAAGGCAAGAACAAGAAGUUGUCUUGCUCAUGAAGGGUUUGAAGAAACUUUAUAUUAUGAAAGUUCAAUGAAAGAUCCCGAAGAGAGCAAUGAGUUAAAUCUUGCUUCCAAUGCAUCCUCAAGCAUGACAAGCUUUUUAGAGCUUCUUUUUUUUUUUAUAAUGAGGAGGAGGACAGGGCAUUUGCGUCUUUUGCAUGCAUGAGAGAUCAAGAGUGAAUAUUUGUCCCAUAGUGUUCCACCUUAAAAUUUACAUUAGUCUCAUUCUGUGUCCAGUGCUCGCCAAACACAGUACAGUCUGUCAUGUCAUAUCAUGCGGGUGCAUCAAAUACCUUUCAUUCAAAAAAAAAAGGGGUAGUGCAAAACAUGCCCAUUUUAUAUGUCAAUGCUCAUCUUAGAGCCCAUGAAGAUCACCAAAUCUUUUACACAUUCAACUCAUUUGUUUGAUAUGUAUUUGAGUUAUGAGUUCAACUUAUAGUUCUUUAAUGUUUGCCAA
Lactuca sativa (garden lettuce) is the source of this 2464-nucleotide messenger RNA. Its product is annotated as Pentatricopeptide repeat (PPR-like) superfamily protein. Gene Ontology annotation, molecular function: RNA binding; protein binding. The record is from RefSeq and is a predicted model, not a curated record. Gene Ontology annotation, biological process: RNA modification. Lineage: Eukaryota; Viridiplantae; Streptophyta; Magnoliopsida; Asterales; Asteraceae. Gene Ontology annotation, cellular component: intracellular membrane-bounded organelle.